Molecule: messenger RNA, 1350 nt
Organism: Adineta ricciae
Lineage: Eukaryota; Metazoa; Rotifera; Eurotatoria; Adinetida; Adinetidae
Source: the annotation of a GenBank genome assembly
AUGUCUUCCACACGCGUUAAAUGGAUGUGGAAUUCCAGCGCAAAUCCAUCCUCAAAGUCAACGCCAGUUAGUUGGCGUUACUAUUCAGAUGUCGAAAAUGAAAUGAUUGAAGAAGCAUUUGCAGCUGGUGAAACUUAUGCUUUGUUGGAUGAUUAUCACGUCGAUUUUAAGCACAAUCUUCAAAUUUCUAACAAUGACCAAAACAAACAACGACCAGUCAAGCGAAAAGUAUACUGUAAAGACGAAAGAAUUCUCCGAGAGGAUAGGUUUUUACCCAAUCCUAUUGCUCCCGAUAUUCCUUUCGGUGGUAGCUAUGGUUUUAUUUCACCUUUCAUAAAAGAAACAGCAAAACAUCUAAACAUUACCAGCGACGAAUUACCUACCAAAAAUGAGUCAGUUGUUCCAGUGAUCGUAGAAAAAGCCGCUUUAGGCAUUGUUGAAGAAGGUAUAAAAUUGGGGAAGAAACGCGAAGCAGAGAAAAUGGCAAAGGAAUUACGGGCGAAGAAAAAUCUCGCAAUGAAAGAAGUUUGGAGUUGUUGUGCGCAUCUUUAUACUUUAGAAAGCUUUUUAUACAAAAAAAUAAAUGAAAUUAUGCGAUUAAUAGGAAGUAAACAACACGAACAAGUAUGGCGAAGUAAAAUCAGCACAUUAGGUCCAUUCUGUCUGCUCCUAUGGGACAAUCCCUUCGACAGUAAAAUGAUCAAACCGGGUACAAUAUUGUAUCGUGGAGCGAAUCUACCUGAUCAUUUGAUUACAUCAUUCAACGAGGAGUGUUCGAAAGAUCCCAAGCCAUGGCAUACUUUUCAAGCAUUUACUUCAUGUUCUCGCAAUCGGAGCAUAGCGAAGAACUUCGGCAACGUCUUAUUUGUUAUGAAAACUCGUAUCGCUUUUACUGUCGAUCUUAGUUCGUUAUCGGCAUAUGCUCAUGAAGAAGAAGAGCUAUUACUGCCCGGUGUUUCUUUUAUAAUUGACCGAAUAAAGUUUAAGAAAAAACACGUCAUCUAUCUAACACUUCAACAACGACAUAACAAGUCAGAACUUCAUCAUCUCGAUACUUUCAACCAACCAGAUUCAGAUGAUGAUGCUGAUCUUGAUGAAGAUGCUGAUGCUGCUCUUGAUACUGCUCGUGCUGCUGAUGCUCGUCGUGCUGCUCGUCGCACUCUUGGUGGUCGUCUUCGUUCUACAGCUAGUCGUAUUGGACGUCGUUUGGGUCGUCAUUUUGGUCGUGAUAGUAGUAGUGAUAGUAGUGACAGCGAUUCUCUUGAUUUUGAAGGCAAUUUUUUUGAUUAUUUUGAUGAUGCUGCUGUUUUUACUCACGACCGUUAUGGUUCUGAAUAUGAAUGGGAGUGA